AUGGAGGAGGAAGAGGAUGAGGAUGCUGCGUUGCAGUACAUGAUAGAGCAGAGUCUGCUGGAGGGCCACAAGCAGAGAGAAACCAACCAAGAGUCUGGCAGAGGAGACAGCAGCAGGUCAACGGCAGACUGCCAGCAUAGCAACAAGAUCUUCACUGCUAUAAGACAAGGUAAUGAGAAGGUCCUGAGGGAGAUGUGCGCUAAAGAGACAGACAGGUUUUUAGACACAGACAGCAGAGGUUGGAUUCCUCUCCAUGAAGCUGCAGCUCAGACCCACCACACCAUCCUGGAGCUCACGUUCAAAGCCACAGGCCGAGGCAGUGCAGAGUGUCGUACUCUUUGCGGCAAGACUCCUCUGUUUCUGGCAGUAGAAAAGGGCCUGAUAGAAAACGCCUCCUUCCUCCUCCAACAUGGAGCGCAGCCGGAUACCCAGGACCAAGAGGAGGACGCACCGCUGUUUGAAGCCAUCCGUUCAGACCGCAGCGACGUGGUGAAGCUGCUGCUGUCUUGGGGCUCCAGGGUGAACCAGCCGGGCUGCCACGGUCGCCGCCCGCUGCACGAGGCCUCCCGGCUGGGCAAGACGCAGCUGGUGACCCUGCUGCUGGAGGCUGGAGCCCACCCGGACCCCCGCAGCAACUACGGCCUCACCCCGCUGGCUCUGGCUGCACAGGGAGGAUACCUGGAGGUGGUCAACACGCUACUGAGAAGAGGGGCGGACGUGCUGUCCCAGGCGCAGGACGAGGCCACCGUCCUGUACGAGGCGUCGGCGUCCGGAGAUCCAGCCGUCAUCGACCUGCUGCUGGAAUACGGAGCCGACGCCAACGUGGCCAAACACACGGGACACCUGCCCAUCCACCGCGUCGCGCACCGCGGAUACCUGCAAGCUCUAGAGCUGCUGAUCCCAGUCACGUCUAUGGAGGCUAUAAACGACAGCGGGAUGAGUCCUCUACACUCGGCUGCUGCAGGUGGACACACACACUGCAUACAGGCCUUGCUGAAAGCAGGAUACGACCCUAACUACAUGCUGCACCCCUGGAUUCGCCGUAACUAUGACGACGAGAGGAAGUCGGCGCUGUUCUUCGCCGUCUCCAAUAACGACAUGUCAUCAGUCAAGCUGCUGCUGGAGGCCGGAGCCAUGGCCAACCAGGACCCGGUCAAAUGUCUGCAGGUGGCGCUGCGCAUGGGCAAUUAUGACUUGAUCAACCUGUUACUGAGGUUUGGAGCCAAUGUCAACUACUACUGCAGAGUCAACACAACACACUUCCCCUCCGCCCUGCAGUACGCUCUCAAAGACGAGGUGGUGCUGAGGAUGUUGUGUAACUACGGUUACGACGUGAAGCGCUGCUUCGACUGUCCCUAUGGCAACCGCUCCCAUAUCCCUGACAACUACGAGGGAUGGACUAACACUGUCAUCAAAGACACUAUGUUCUGCGAGGUGAUCACGGUCUCCUGGCUCAGCCACAUCUCCGGCCACGUGGUCCGGGUCCUGCUGGACUACGUGGACCAUGUGACCUUGUGCUCCAAGCUGAAGCCUGUUCUGAUGGAGCAGAAGCAGUGGCCCGACAUCUGCAGGCUGCAAGAAAACGUCCGCUGUCUGCAGCAUCUCUGUCGUCUGCAGAUCCGUCGCUGCCUGGGUCGUCUUCGUCUUCGAGCACCCGUCUUCAUGAGCUUCCUGCCGUUGCCGGGGCGACUGAAGGACUACAUCCUGUACCGGGAGUACGACCUGUAUGGUGAGCAGAGCGGCAGCCCGGGGUGA
Myripristis murdjan (pinecone soldierfish) is the source of this 1755-nucleotide messenger RNA. RefSeq names its product ankyrin repeat and SOCS box containing 14a (gene asb14a). The transcript has 12 exons. Gene Ontology annotation, molecular function: protein binding. Gene Ontology annotation, biological process: intracellular signal transduction. The coding region runs from base 1 to 1755 and encodes 584 amino acids. Lineage: Eukaryota; Metazoa; Chordata; Actinopteri; Holocentriformes; Holocentridae. The record is from RefSeq and is a predicted model, not a curated record.